Molecule: messenger RNA, 564 nt
Organism: Triticum urartu
Lineage: Eukaryota; Viridiplantae; Streptophyta; Magnoliopsida; Poales; Poaceae
Source: RefSeq, a predicted model, not a curated record
AUGGACUCCGGCGAGCAGGGUGAGACCUCCAAGGCCCCCCUCAGCAGGGGGGUCAGUAAAGGAGUGUCCAUGCUGGACCUCAUACUUCGCGUCAUUGCGGUCAUCGGCACCCUUGCGAGCGCCAUUGCCAUGGGGACUACCAAUGAGACGCUUCCUCUGUUCACGCCGUUCAUCCAGUUCAAAGCGCGAUACAGCGAUCUCCCGGCUCUCACGUUCUUCGUGGUGGCAAAUUCUAUUGUGAGCGCCUAUCUCAUCCUUUCGCUCCCACUGUCAAUUGUGCACAUAAUUAGGAGCGGGGCUAAAUAUAGCAGGCUGCUACUAAUUAAUUUCCUUGUCUUUCUUGUGAAGGCAAUGCUAGCUCUGGUGACCGCAGCGUCAUCUGCAGCAACAGCUAUUGUCUACUUAGCACACAAGGGUAAUGUCAGGGCAAACUGGCUUGCUAUAUGCCAGCAGUUGGAUUCUUUCUGCGAGCGUACCUCUGGCUCCCUGGUUGGCUCGUUUGGAGCCAUGGUUCUGCUGAUACUGCUCAUCUUACUCUCAGCUAUGGCCCUAGCCAGGCGCUAG